AUUCGGCCAUUUUGGGGAAGUUCAAUCUCACAAUAGGGGAUGUACAGUGAUAACAUAAUAAUCAUGUUUCUCAAGCUCAAACUGGGUCAAUCAAUAAAUCCUUUCCAAUGAAAGCAGCCCUCUUGCGGGAAAAGAUACGUGCAUAGAAAAAUAGUCUUCGCUUAGAGGAAAAUUACGUAAAGCUCAACCCAAAGAUGUCCUCCGAUCUUGUGACGGCCACCGAUAUUACGGAAGAUUAUUUCCCAGAGGUAAUCUAUCAUCUGAGACAGAAUUUCUUCGCGGAUGAACCACUAAAUAAGGCAUUAGAUCUCUGCAAGCGGGGACAGCCGCAUUUUGAGUUAGAGAGACACUGUAUGCUCACUUUGAAACAAGGAUUUUCCAGGAUGUUGCUUACUCAGGAUGGAAGAAUAGCGGGUGUGGCCCUGAAUGGCAUUUUGAAAAAGGGUGAACGCGAAGAGGCGGAACGUCGUCUGCUGGAAAUAGCCGAUGAAAAAUUCAAAAUCAUUUUUGGUCUUUUAUAUAAAGUGAACGAAAAGAUAGAUUUAUUCUCAAAUUAUAACGUGCAAGAGUUAUUCGAAUGUCGAAUUUUAAGUGUGGACGAAGGUUUUCGAGGUCGAGGCUUUGCCAACACUUUGAUGGCAGACAGUAUAAAGACUGCGAGGACAGCAGGAUUCAAGGUCUUCAAAGUAGACGCUACGGGAAUUUAUUCCCAAAAAGUAUGCGCGAGCCACGGCCUGAAAACUGAGGCUGAAAUUUUAUAUUCAGAAAUUGAAGAAUUCGCGCGGCCUGAACCACCGCAUACUGCAUUGAAGCUCAUGGUAAAAGUGAUAGAUUAAAAAAAAAGAUAAAGUUACAAGGUAAUGAGAGUAUCUAAAAUAUAAGGAGUAAGAACGAAGAGUAGAUGAACUAAGUGUUUUGAUCGUUGGACGUGACAAUAACAGCUCUCUAUUAUUUGUACACAUAUUAUAAAUAUUAACGCGCAACAAGACGCAACGGGUAUAAAUGCAUAUUAUACAUAUGUCCACAGAAAAAAAAGAGCUGAAAAUUCGUUUUGCUGAGUAAAAAUUCGUAUUGCUUAGGAAUUAGAAACUCGGACUGUCUCCUACCGAUCACAUUGAUGUUAAAUUGUUUAAUGUCCCACGGGUCAGCCAAGGCAUUGAAAAUUCAUAUAAUGAAUUUAAAGAAAGUCUUUUGAUGUCCAAUGUUGAAAGUCAAGUAAUAACAAGAGCCAGGACUUUCACUCUAGUGUUUAGGCCGAUUGGGAUAUGUUUGGAAAGUGAACAACAUUGGUUACUGUUGUAAAAUUGUACCUUAUACUGAGAUUUAGAAUUAAAAAAUGGUUAUACGAUCGUUGCAAAUUUCGAAAUAUACAUUAUAUGAUAUAUAAAUAUAUACAUAUAUAAUAUAUAUAUUUAUACAUGUACCACUAUGGAAGAUUAGGACGAUGAAAAAAGUUCUUGCGCACGAAGAUAGUUUAUUGUGAUACUAAAAACACAAGUGUUUUGUGAUUGAAUGAUUUAGAAGUACACCUAAUUAUGAGAUAAAUUGAAAAAUCAUAAUUUUACUUGAGAAGAAGUCGAAGCAUGGUACGUUUCUUGCAAGUAUCAGGUCGUUACGAAGAUAUUUACAAGUGCAAAUACCUUUUUGCAUGACUAUUACUCGUCCAUAAUAAGGAUUGCUAUGUGUGAAUUGAAAAGAUAACCAAUUUACUAGAUGGGUCCAUGAAUCACCAGAUGAAGAAUUAUUAUACGAAUAUUAUACAACAUACAAUAUUUUUGUUGUUCUCUCAUAUUGUAAAGAUGUAAUACACGUUAUUUUUUAUCCGCUAAAUAAAUACCUGAGUUUACUAAUA
Cephus cinctus (wheat stem sawfly) is the source of this 1852-nucleotide messenger RNA. RefSeq lists its product as uncharacterized. Lineage: Eukaryota; Metazoa; Arthropoda; Insecta; Hymenoptera; Cephidae. The record is from RefSeq and is a predicted model, not a curated record. Gene Ontology annotation, molecular function: N-acetyltransferase activity. The coding region runs from base 195 to 836 and encodes 213 amino acids. The transcript has 3 exons.